This is a messenger RNA of Tetranychus urticae (two-spotted spider mite), 3346 nucleotides long. RefSeq lists its product as uncharacterized. The record is from RefSeq and is a predicted model, not a curated record. Lineage: Eukaryota; Metazoa; Arthropoda; Arachnida; Trombidiformes; Tetranychidae. Gene Ontology annotation, biological process: regulation of GTPase activity. Gene Ontology annotation, molecular function: GTPase activator activity; small GTPase binding.
UGUCUAAACCAAUGCUGGUUAUCAUCAUCUCAUCAUUUCUUGUAAUUAACUCUUACAUUAGAGAUGAUUCUUGAUUAACCGAUUUCUCGAUUGUAACCCAAAUUUGCUCUAAAUAGUCACUAAACUUCAUCUGUUCAGAUUGUUUAAUUUGGAUAAAAUUAUUUACAAUCCUUGACUGUUCACUGUUGGUUUAGUUAAAGUCAGCUGAUCAAACUUUUAUUACAUCAAUUAAUAGAAUCAAUUGCUUUUUCCAUUUCAUGUUCCACAAAAUAAUGUUAACCAGUAUUUGGAUGGAAAUUUUCAUCAUUUUUAUUUCUUCGCUGGAUGAUUAUCAUGAUGAUCAAUGAAAUGUUACUAAGUUUUGUCUUCAAUUCAAUUACAACUGUCAUUUCAUCAACAUCUAACUCAAUAAAUCAACAUAUUUAUAACAAGUGGCUCACUCUGUAAUUAUAUUGCUUAUUGAUCAAACCCUUAUUAUUGUUAUUAUGAGCGUUAUUGCUUUCAACGUCAACAUUUUUGCUGUCUUCAGCACAAGUAGUGACUCUUUGUCACCAUUAGUUUAAUUUGUCUGUCAAUUGGAAAUAAUGCAAAUAUUCAUCAAAUUCAACUUUUAAUUUGUGAUUUGUGAUGAAUAACUAAUUAUUUUCAUUAUUUGUAUUCAACUGUUUUUAAACCAUGGACAUUCCAUUGAGCUAUUUACACAUUGAUCCAAAUAACAAUCAAAAUCCCAAUAAUGCUGACAACAACAAACUAACACCAAUUCAAAAGUAUGUUUCAUCUAAAUUGUGGUCCAGUAAACGCUCAACAGCAGCAAACAAACAAUCAUCGGCAUCAAAUCAGUCAGCCACAAUGAAACGUCGUGAUCAACAUCAUUAUCAACGUUACCGGUCAGGAUCAUCAUCAGACUCAGCAAUUACUCUUGACAGUCCAAUUGAUGAUGAAUCAACGGAAUUAAAUCAUGUUACAUCUGAUAUUGUUGAUGAUUUUAAUCAGUUGUCAUACCAUUUCAUUACAAUGGCUCUUGAAGAUGAAACAUUUCUUCAUUCAGAUAGAUUUAAUCAAAUGAUACCCAUAAUUAAAGUUCAUUGUGAUCCUAAUCGUUCAGAGUGUAAAGGUUCAGCUAACUGUGAUCAAUUCGGUUUCAUCAAAGAAACAGCCAAAGAUGAGAAAGAUCAACUGAUUGAUAUGAUAAAUUCAAUCAACAACUAUCGAGCCAAUAAAUUGUGGACCAUUGGUUGUGCUAAUUUGAAAUAUCUUAUUCGAGAAUAUGGAGUUCCAAAUGAGUUACGAUCCCAAGUUUGGAUGGCUUUUAUCCAGGCAAAAUUAGGUCAACAAUAUGAUAUUGAAAACUUAUUGGGUUUAGCACGUGAAGUAACCCUGAAUGGAGCCAAUGAAUCAAUAAUCAAACAGAUAGACUUGGAUGUGACCAGAACCAUGCCUGGCCAUAUUAUGUUUUCAACUGCAACCGGAUUAUCAAAGCUUCGACGGAUCCUGAUAGCUUAUUGUAUUCAUGUUAAUCCAUUUGUUGGUUAUUGCCAAGCAAUGAAUUUCAUUGCAGCUUUGCUUCUUCUCAUCUUUCAUGGCAAUGAAGCUCAAUCAUUAAUGGGUUUGAUUUGCAUCAUCGAUCAUUACUUUCCACCAAACUAUUUCGACGAACAAUUAACAGGAGCUCGAUCAGAUCAACUUUUACUUCGCGAUUUAUUCCAAGAAAGACUGGAAUCCGAACAAGACAAAGCUCUAUUCAAUGGACCACUUUUUGUCCAAAUAACCAACUCAUUGACACUCAAUUGGUUCCUCUCCUUAUUUCACAAUGCAGUACCUUGGCAGAUUCGUUUACAGAUAUUGGAUUGUUUUUGGAUUGAAGGCGUUAAAGUUUUAUUCCGAUUCAGCAUUGCUCUCAUUGAAUUGGGUCGUGAAGGCUUGUCUUAUCCUUUGAGUGAACUGGCUUCGGGUGAGAUCAUCAAUUCAAUCAAAGAAAAAUCUCGAAGAUGUUACGAUAUAGUUAAACUUAAAAGACUAGCCUUUCGAUCGAUUAAAAUACCCAAAAGGAAACAUUUAGCAGCUCGACGAUCAUUUUAUGUGAAACAAAUACUAAAUGGUUUAGAUGAUAUUGGAUACCAGAGUUCAUCAUUGAAUAGUUUAAUCAGCAGUAAUGGACCAUCAAGCAGUUCAAGUGUAUCGCCAGCAGGAAGCAGUCCUGAUGAAGAAGGCAGAAAAUGGUUGAAACAUAAAAACAGCGGUUUGUUGCGAGGAUUGAGCAUUAAUCAAAAGACAGGAUCAAUAAUGGAAGUUGCCAUAUCAAGUGAUAACUCAGUUGUUGUAACAACUGAGGAAAAUGGUACAAAAGAUGAAUUAAUUGUGACAACUUUGAACACAAUUUAUGGUAACAAGGAGAGUGAAAUGAUGAUUAAAAAAGUGGUAAUUAAAUUGUGCCAGCGACGUCGGUAUCAUCUAUUUGGUGUUGCCAAUGAUGCCAGUAAGAUCUACUUUUAUCAGGAGACAGUCAAAUUUUUACCAUGUCAGUUGAAUGAUAAAAUCAACAUUGUACGAAUUAAUUAUCGGGUGAAAUCAGCUUUCCAUGAUUCAUCUCAAAACAUAAGCUUUUUUAUUGGUUUCAACGGAAUUGUCUCCAGAAUUGAUCAUUCCAUAGACCAAAGUAACGAUGAAUCUAAAAUGAUUGAGACAAUCUCAUUGGACCAACGUAAAUGUACAAUACAAUCAGCAGCUUAUGAUCCCAUCAGCGGACAAUUAGCAAUUUAUGUCACUUCAUCAGGAACCAGUAAACUGUAUAUAUUGGAUACAUUCACUUUAGAUAUUUAUAACUGUUUAUAUAUUGAUCGUCUUAAUCAUCUUUCAUUAUCUUCAUCAUUGAUUUUUGCAUCGACUUCGGGUCCAAAUGAUUUGGAAACAAUUUAUCUGCUCGAUGGAACCACAAUUAAACAAUCACUUGUACAGAACACGGAUUCAAUUGUAGCAAUCAGGUCAUUCCUUUGGUCUCCAAAUGAUUCAAUGAUGGAUCCACAAUCAAAUCUUGAAGAUAAUUAUUUCCAUGAUCAACAUUCCAAACAAUCUUUUUCAUUACAAAAAUCAACAUCAUCAUCUUCAUUAUCCUCAGAAGUUGUAAACAAUGAAUAUCAAAAUCAUCUUCUAAUUGUAUUAUUUAAAACCUGUCGAUUGCUUUGCAUUCAAGUAACUGAUAAUAGAAUCACUCGAAAGCGAAGUUGUUCUCUUGUGAAUUUUACUCCUGAAAAAGCAUCCAUUGUAAAUGUUGAGACGAAAUCAGAUGAAAUUAAUGUAACAUUGUUUUCACCACAAAAUAAAUUAACCACUGUUAGUUUGUAAUUAU